Molecule: messenger RNA, 1395 nt
Organism: Corythoichthys intestinalis (scribbled pipefish)
Lineage: Eukaryota; Metazoa; Chordata; Actinopteri; Syngnathiformes; Syngnathidae
Product: retrotransposon-derived protein PEG10
Exons: 2
Coding region: 400-1395 (331 amino acids)
Molecular function (GO): nucleic acid binding; zinc ion binding
Source: RefSeq, a predicted model, not a curated record
GCCUCCGCCCCUCCCUCCUGACACCUAACCCACCUGGGGCAGGUGCACAUGUUUUUAUCUGAUUACAGGUUGAGACGGGUGGAGCGGCCACAGGUGAGGGCAACUAACAAUCAGCCUUCCUUAAAAGCCAGUGGACGCCACCACCUCGUCGCCCGAUCAACUCGUCUGGUUACUUCCGACUUGUCUUAUGCGCGCCGAUUGUCGGAUUCCACGCCUGCCUCUCCCCGAGCCUCCGCUUCGCCUCCCUGCUAAGCCCUCCAAGCCUGACGUCACCCGCCUUCUGCCUCGACGCUCGUGUCAUCAUUUUGUUCACCAAUAAAAUAUCCAUCCUCACAACCGGCUGUCUGCUUUGGGAUCCCCUCCUUGCUCACGCCUCCCUAACAGAUUGAUCGGGCCACCAUGGAUCCCGCGGACAACACAGCCGGCUCACCCACGUCACUCGCCGACCACCACCAAGCCAUAGACUAUCUCUUCAGUAAGGUAACGGACAUAACUCAUGCACUCCAAUCCAUCCAGGCGCAACUCACACCACUACCUCAGGCGCGCACGGCCCCGUCACCCCUACGUCACCCCACCGCCUCGCCAAGCCACACGCCUGUUGCUAACCCAGCGUCAUCGGCUACAGGUCGAGAACCCCACGUUCCCGCACCGGCUCCAUACGACGGUAACCUUGGCACGUGUCGGGCUUUCUUAGUCCAGUGCAGCCUUGUUUUUGAGCAACAGCCGUCCAUGUAUCAGGGGGACAGAGCAAAGAUAGCUUACCUUAUUGGUAGCAUGAGAGGGACCGCGUUGGAUUGGGCUUCCUCCAUAUGGGAGCAGGGUUCCCCGUUGUGCACGUCAUACUCCCGCUUCACAGAGGAGAUGCGCAAAAUCUUCGACCAUCCCGUUCGCGGCAGAGAGGCCGCUAAGCGAAUUAUGUCCGUGCGCCAAGGGUCUCGGAGCGUCGCAGAAUUCUCAAUCGAGUUCCGGACACUAGCCGCUGAAAGCCGUUUCAACGACGCGGCGCUCCAGGAGAUUUUCACCGGCGCAUUGAACGAAUCUCUUAAAGACGAAUUGGCUACGAGGGACGAGCCGGAUUCAUUGGACAGUCUGAUUCGAUUAUCGAUUCAAAUCGAUAAUCGCCAGAGGGAGAGACGACGACAACGCAAGGAACAACCGGGCGCUCCGCGCACUCGCUUCGCGGCCCUUCCGUCCCCGCCUCCACUUCCUGUACAGGUCACAGACGCUGCGCCGGCGACCCCGCCCCCUGCUGACCAGCCCGAGCCCAUGCAAUUGGGUCGCACCAGGCUCUCCCAAGAGGAGCGCACACGCAGGUAUGCUGCUCAAUUGUGCAUUUACUGCGGUCAGGGAGGGCACUUUAUACGCAGCUGCCCGGUGCGUCCGGGAAACUGCUAG